Entrophospora sp. SA101 is the source of this 645-nucleotide messenger RNA. NCBI's taxonomy places the organism in Eukaryota, Fungi, Glomeromycota, Glomeromycetes, Entrophosporales, Entrophosporaceae. The record is from the annotation of a GenBank genome assembly.
AUGUCUAAUCCAUUACCACAACCACCACCACAUAGGUAUGGACAAUCUAGCAGAUCUGAUAAAAUCAAUAAACCAGCACCUAUUAUAGUGUCAGGUGAUAUAAAAAUAGUAGAUUUAAGGCCUUGGGUUAGAGGGUUUGACAUUAAAUGUAUACUGUUAGAGCUUAUUUCAAAACGUACACUAAAAACCAAUUCAGAUGUUGAGAUACAUAGUUUCCUAGUAGCCGAUGAAACUGCAACAUGUACAUUAGUAAUCUGGGAUAAAGGUCAACAUUUUAGGGAGGGAGAUGUUGUUCAGAUUUAUAAUGGACAACAAAACAGUGACCGAUCUCGCUCAAAUAAUAACAACAACAAUAAUAAGCGGAAAGGAGCUACUAGACGUGAUAGUUGGAGUACAAGUGAUAUUAGAGAUCAUGGUGAUUACGAAAUUGGAAAUAAUGGAUGCAGAAUUUCAGAUAAAAAAAUUGGAGGAAGUGGGGAAAAUAAUAAUAAUCGCUAUUCAGGUGGUGGUGGUCGUAACAACAAUAACAACAAUAGAGGUCAUCUUGAUAGACCUGAAGAAGGUGAACUAGUUGAUUUUUCAACAUUUUCACCUGGAUAUAAUAACAGUAAUACAACACCACCAAGAAAACAGCCAAAAUAUUAA